UUUCUCUCUCUCCUCGUGGCAGUCACACGCGCAGAGUUCACUCCUCGUUGAAAUUUGGAAUUUUGUUUGCUCUACUAAAAUUGAAUAUUUUGAAUUGAUAUCCUGUUCUUCACGGUGUAAAUACUACCAAUAAACAUGCCUCGAAGGAAAAUGGACGCAUCUAUUGGUUCGGAUCAUGAUGACCGAAAAAGGGGCAAUAUAUCGAGUCCUAAUCAGGUUGCAGGUUCCAGUAGUGGGGUCGUUUCACGGCCAACGGUUAAUCAACCAAAGCCGCCGCCUAGCAUUAUUGUAGGACGGCCUUUUAGACGCCCAUCUCCCAACACGGCUUAUAGGAUGCGGCAACAGCGUGAUGGAAAUUAUCAUGAUGACGAUGAUGAAGAAGAAGAAGAACAAGAAGUCGCACCAGCCCCAAAACUAGGCAAACCAGCCCCGCCACAAGUAAUCCCACUGCCACCGGUACGAGGAGGAAGGACCAGAAACGUGUGGAAUGAUAAUCCAACGAAUGCUCCUAAAUUUUCCCUCCAAGGAUUUAAAUUAGACGUCAAAGAACUUCAAAUCAGUGCAGCCGACAUGAGACUACAGAACGUCGAUGACGUCCCGUUGAAGGAAGAUGUCAAGUGGAUUAUUUCGAGUGACAGAUCAGCGCUGACGUUUGACACGCUGAUUGACGGGAGAAAAAUUGGGACUCCGAUAACUUCAGUGAAAAUUGAUGAGGAGAAAGCAUUCAUUGACCCUGAGCUGUAUUACGAGUUGAUAGAUUGCAAGGCCUUAUUUCAAAAGAUGCCCAAAGAUGACUAUCGAAUUGUGCGGGGAAAAGGAAACAUGUUCGAAAAAGUGGACAAGGGGCCCUUCUUGUGUCGAGCAGCAAUGAAGAUGGCGAACCUGGAUGCUAUCCUGAACCACGAGCUAACCAAUCCAAUGACUCGAGAUGGACAUCCCGUUCUAGGCUUGCCGGACUUGUUCUACUUUGCUGAUGUGUGCGCUGGUCCUGGAGGAUUUACCGAGUACAUCUUGUGGAUGAAGAAAUGGGAGGCGAAAGGAUUUGGGUUGACUUUAAAGGGGGAGUUGGAUUUUGAUCUUCAAAAUCUCCACGCUGAAACGGAGACAUUCGACACAUUUUAUGGGAGAUCUGGAACCGGAGAUAUUUACAUUCCGAUCAACGUGACCGGUUUCAUCGAGCAUGUCCUCUCCAACACAGGGAAUAAAGGUGUUCAUCUCAUGAUGGCGGAUGGGGGCUUCUCCGUGACAGGGCAAGAGAACAUGCAAGAAUUAUUGAGCCAGCACAUCAUCCUGGCACAAAUUUAUGUGGCACUCGCUAUCGUCAGAGUAGGGGGGCAUGUAGUAUGCAAACUUUUUGAUACGGUGACACCCUUCACAGUGGCGCUCAUCUACUUUAUGUACUGCUCUUUCGAAACGGUCACGAUUCAUAAACCGGUAUCAAGUCGACAAGCAAACUCGGAACGGUAUUUGAUAUGUAAAUGGAAAAAGUCAGAGAACGUGACAUCCCCCAUCGUGAAGUAUCUGAAGGAUUGUCACGAGAAAAUGUGGGUCCAUAAGAAUGCUGCUGACAAUAACGAGGCUAUUUUGGAACUUGUCCCUGUCUCAGUUCUUGCCAAUCUGGACGAUCCGUUUUAUAAUUAUCUUUUCGAUUGUAACAACAGGUUGAUUAGCAGUCAAAUUGCGACCCUUAAAAGAAUGGCUGCUUUUGUAUUGAAUAAAUCCUUGGACAAUGAACCAAUGCAGUGGAAAGCAAAGACACGAGCAAUGAAGCAUUGGUGCAUCCCGGCGGAAAUUCCUAUGCCUGCCAUGUUACGACAGCCUGAAAAUGGUGCAAAUGCAGUUUUGCAAGGAGAUUUGAAAAGUGCGAUUCUCAAGCGACAUAAUAUUGACGUGGUUCCUGGAAACUUGCAAGUAUUCCAGUCACUAUAUGAUUGGCGUGCUGUUCCAACCACAUUGGGUAGGGUAUCAGGAAAUCGAGGAUUUUUUCUGUCCCUUGGAGGAUAUUCAUUGUUCAAGUACAAUGGGACAGGAUGGACUUCUGCUUCGACCCAGGCUAAGGCGCUGUCGAUUAUGAUGCCGUCAAAAACUCUUUUCUAUGGCGAGUUUGGGCUCGAAGUACGUGAAAGGUCGGGUCCAGUAGAGAAUUUCGACAUGGUUCUUCACAUUAUUGAUGCAUUAAUGUUAGGCGGCAUGGAUUUGCGAAAUAUGCAUUACACCCGAAGGCUGGAAAUGGCAGAAAAAUUUGCACAGGCUCUCACAAUACCGGAAAGGUUGAUAAUUCGGGCCAAGCCUUUAAUUCGCAUGGAACAGAUGCUGUUAUUUAUUGAAAAGAUCAAGGGGCGCGACUUCAUCAGGGGUGGUACACCCAGACCUACAUGCCCCAUGGACAUGAAUAAUCCUGAUUCGGCGAUUAUAUUUCCUAGAGGCUUCUUAUUUUUAAAAAUUACAAAAGAUCCUUGGCAAAUGAUUUUGGAUCCGAAAAUCAACAACAAAGUAUUCUUCAACACGGCAUCUGGACAUUCAACUCGUGACACGCCAAUGGACGCUGUGGCUAGUUUCUUUGACACGAUGGAGAAUCGAAUGCUGUGGUCCUGGGAUAGGGCAACAAGUCUCAGAAUGGAAGCACCGUACUCUAGCAUGGGUGAACUAUGCCCAGAUCACGUACACACGUGCACUUUUAUGAAUUUGUUCAAAGGGAUGACUCGGCCUCCCAAAAAUGAGCAGGAUGCGACUGAAGCAUCAACUUUACCUAAAGUGCAGCCUUGAAUACAUAAUUUUAUCCGGUUAUGUUGAUGUUUUUAGAAUUUUUAAAAUCAUUAUUUUACGUUUGUUUUACUUUUAAGUAAAUUGAAUUAUUUCAUAAGGUUGUUGUUAAACAUGGGAUUUUUCAUAGUUGUUAUUAUUCGUAACUUAUAAACCAUACAAUUAAAGAAAGGCGUGAGAUUGUGUUUACUAGAGUAGAGAAUAAAGCGUUCUUAGAAUUUUUAUGUGA
This is a messenger RNA of Folsomia candida, 2992 nucleotides long. RefSeq names its product cap-specific mRNA (nucleoside-2'-O-)-methyltransferase 1. The transcript is spliced from 14 exons. NCBI's taxonomy places the organism in Eukaryota, Metazoa, Arthropoda, Collembola, Entomobryomorpha, Isotomidae. Gene Ontology annotation, cellular component: nucleus; cytoplasm. Gene Ontology annotation, biological process: 7-methylguanosine mRNA capping. Bases 136 to 2766 code for a protein of 876 amino acids. Gene Ontology annotation, molecular function: methyltransferase cap1 activity. The record is from RefSeq and is a predicted model, not a curated record.